Molecule: messenger RNA, 1996 nt
Organism: Theobroma umbraticum
Lineage: Eukaryota; Viridiplantae; Streptophyta; Magnoliopsida; Malvales; Malvaceae
Product: pentatricopeptide repeat-containing protein At4g21705, mitochondrial-like
Cellular component (GO): mitochondrion
Molecular function (GO): protein binding
Source: RefSeq, a predicted model, not a curated record
CACGUUAAUUUGCUGGCCCAUUCCAUUCUAUCAACUUUAUUUGGUCAAUCAAUUUCAGCACCAAGACUGAACCCUAAGCCUUUGCUUCAAUGGCAGCAGGAACCUUUCUCGCAAUCUUAAACAGCAACAAAAAGACAAACGCUUUAACAGCAAAUGUAAUCUUGGCAAGAACAAAAUCAUAUUGUUUCACACCAAAUACAGUGAAAAGCAACAACCUUUAUUCAAGAAUCAAUGCGGUAGGAGACCCAAGAUGCGGCGUAGAUCCGGUUCUUCAACAGUGGGUUCAAGAAGGGAGACAUGUCAAUGAAUUGCAGCUGCAGCGUAUCAUUCGUGACCUUCGUGCUCGUAGGCGUUAUAGUCAUGCCUUGGAGGUUUGCAAAUGGAUGAGUAACAGUGACCUUGAAUUUUCAUCAAGUGACUGUGCAGUGCAGUUGGAUCUAAUUGGUAGAGUUCAUGGGCUUAUGUCGGCAAAGAGCUUCUUUAGUAGCAUGACAGACCAAGAAAAAACUGUCAAGACUUAUGGUGCUCUUUUAAAUUGCUAUGUUCGAGAAGGCCUUCUUGAUGAGUCCCUUUCCCUUAUGAAGAAGAUGAGGGAGAUGGGUUUUCUUUCCUCUCCUCUCAACUACAAUGACCUAAUGUGCCUUUACACAAACACAGGUCAGCUUGAAAAAGUCCCUGAUGUAUUGUUAGAGAUGAAGAGGAAUGGUGUCUCCCCUGACAAGUUCAGCUACAGAAUUUGCAUCAAUUCUUAUGGGGCAAGAGCUGAUAUUAACAGCAUGGAGAAAGUUAUACAAGAAAUGAAAAGCCAUCGGCACAUCAAAAUGGAUUGGGUUACUUAUUCUACAGUGGCAAACCACUACAUAAAAGCAGGUCUUAAAGAGAAGGCACUUUAUUAUGUGAAGAAAUGUGAGAAGAACGUAGGUAAAGAUGCAGUAGGCUACAACCACUUGAUUUCAUUCUAUGCUAGUUUGGGAAACAAAGAUGAAAUGAAAAGGUUGUGGGAUCUUCAAAAGGCCAAAUGUAGGAAGCAAAUCAACAGAGACUACAUAACAAUGCUGGGUUCGUUGGUGAAGCUUGGUGAGCUUGAAGAAACUGAAAAGUUGCUUGAGGAGUGGGAGUUUUCUUGCAAGACUUUUGAUUUCCGAGUGCCAAAUAUACUUCUUAUUGGGUAUUGUCAGAAAGGUUUAAUUGGAAAGGCCGAAGCAAAGCUACAGGAUAUAAUCAAGAGAAAGAAGACUGCAACUCCAAACAGUUGGUCCAUUAUUGCGGCAGGAUAUUUGAAUAAGAACAAUAUGGAGAAGGCUUUUGAGUGCUUUAAGGAAGCUCUUGCUGUACAGGCACAAAAUAGGGACUGGAGGCCAAAAGCAAGUUUGAUUUCUAGCAUAUUGAGUUGGCUAGGUGAGAAUGGAGAAGUUGAAGAUGCAGAAGCUUUUGUGAAAUUAUUGAUAGCAAAGGUUCCACCUAAGAGCGAAAUGUACCAUGCCCUCUUGAAGGCAUACAUCAGAAACGGCAAAGAAGUAGAGGGGCUUUUGGAGUGCAUGAAGGAUUACAAAAUAGAUGUAGAUGAGGAAACAAUGAAGAUCCUUAGCCUUCGACAGCAAAACUCUUAAAACGGUUUUUAAUAUGCAGCAUCCACUAUACUGGCACAUUAAGCCACCCUUAAGUCACUGGGGGAGUUGCAAUUAGAGGCACUUGAAGUAUUGGUUGUGGAUGGUACGGAAUCUUUUAGCUCUCAAGACCUGAACUUGCUACAUUGUAAGUUUUGGAAAGAUCAUUUUACCCUUCCGCAGGGAGCAAGUUUGGCUUAUUUGUUCUUGCCAACAGCUGCACUUGAUGAGCAUCCAUUGUACAAGACGGUCAUGGAGUUGCAUGACAAUGAAGAAGCACAACGAUGAAUUUAAGAAACAUCAUGAGACAAGCUGAAAACCGAUCAAGUUGCCGUGUACGAUUCCUCAUUAUAAAAACAUAUAACCAUUUUUUAGCUGGAUCGAGAUAA